AUGGGUAGGAGUUUGGAAAUGGCAACUAUGGCCGAGCCUCAAAAAAUGACCCUUAAUGGUUACGUAGGGUUUGAUUCCAUCACCCGACAAAUCGAAAAGAAAUUACUGAAACGUGGUUUUCAGUUCAACGUUAUUGUUGUCGGUCAAACUGGGCUUGGUAAAUCAACCCUUAUUAACACCAUUUUUGCUGCCCACUUGAUUGACAGCAAAGGUCGUACCAGUGCUGAAGAACCUUUCAGGCAAACGACUGAAAUCCAAACCGUUUCACAUUUAAUUGAAGAAAACGGCAUCCGUUUGAGGCUAAAUAUCGUUGACACCCCUGGAUAUGGUGAUCAGGUCAACAAUGAAAAUUGUCUUAAGCCCAUCGAUAUUGUGGUGCUUAAAAAACUUUCGGAGGUGGUCAAUGUCGUUCCUGUUAUUGCCAAAUCUGACUCUUUAACCAUGGAAGAGCGCGUGGCUUUUAAACGAAGGAUAAAGUCCGAAUUGGCUUUUCACAAUAUUAAAUUAUAUCCUUAUGAUAGUGAUGAACUUGAUGAACAUGAACGAGCUCUCAAUGAUAGUAUUAAGCAAAUGAUUCCCUUUGCGAUUGUUGGAUCGGAAAAAAAUGUGGUCAUUGACGGCAAGUCUGUCCGUGGUCGAAGAAACAGAUGGGGCGUUAUUAACGUUGAAAACGAACAACAUUGUGAAUUCGUCCAUCUUAGAGAUUUUCUUACUCGAACCCAUCUUCAAGAUCUUAUUGAAACUACUGCCCAGAUUCAUUAUGAAGCCUUCCGUUCUAAGCAGAACGGUAUUUUUGCUAAUCUAGUUCAAGUUGAUAAAUUUUUUCUUAAAAAGUAG
Cetraspora pellucida is the source of this 837-nucleotide messenger RNA. The record is from the annotation of a GenBank genome assembly. Lineage: Eukaryota; Fungi; Glomeromycota; Glomeromycetes; Diversisporales; Gigasporaceae.